Messenger RNA from Quercus robur (English oak), 1583 nucleotides. RefSeq lists its product as uncharacterized. Gene Ontology annotation, biological process: regulation of DNA-templated transcription. The transcript is spliced from 4 exons. Gene Ontology annotation, molecular function: transcription coregulator activity. The record is from RefSeq and is a predicted model, not a curated record. The coding region runs from base 179 to 1408 and encodes 409 amino acids. NCBI's taxonomy places the organism in Eukaryota, Viridiplantae, Streptophyta, Magnoliopsida, Fagales, Fagaceae.
AUUUUGUUCAGAGUCUCUGAAACACUCAACUGAAGUCAGAAAAAAAUGUAAAAUAAAAUAAAUAAAAAAAGCCAAAGCAGAAGAAGCUACCUAACUUCUGAUAUAGAGACUUGGGAGUCUUUUUCUCUUCCAAUAAAACAAAGCUCUUCUCUUUUCUGUGUGAAAGAAAGUAGUGAGGAUGCCUAGACCAGGUCCAAGGCCUUAUGAGUGUGUUAGGAAGGCUUGGCACAGUGAUAGACACCAACCCAUCAGAGGUUCUCUCAUUCAAGAAAUUUUCAGGGUUGUGAAUGAGGUUCAUGGCUCAGCUACUAAGAAGAACAAGGAAUGGCAAGAGAAGCUCCCUAUUGUUGUGCUCAAAGCAGAAGAAAUUAUGUACUCCAAAGCAAAUUCUGAGGCCGAAUACAUGGACCUUAAAACACUUUGGGAGCGAAUGAAUGAUGCCAUUGACACAAUUAUUAGACGUGAUGAGAGUACCGAAAAUGGAAAGCUUCUCCAGCCUUGUAUUGAAGCUGCUUUAAAUUUGGGCUGCACGCCAAGAAGAGCAUCGAGGAGCCAACGGAAUAUUAACCCCAGGUUUUAUCUGAGUCCCAACACUCAAGAGCAGCCCCCCUGUGUUUCUCUUGGCAGAGUAGUGAACACUAGUCAAGGGAAUUAUACCACCAAAUCACAGUAUAUGCCUCGUUGUUCGAAUUUUGUGAAACCCAAUACUCCAAUUUCAACCCAUUUGAGACCUUUUCCCCCAAGCAAUGAUUGUGCUGCUAACAAGUCUCUCUUUGCAUCUGUGAAUGUUCCACCAUCUAGUAAUAAACCCAGUUUACAUAUGGAAAAUUAUCCAGCAUCAAACUUGUAUCCGGUUUAUCCCUUGUAUUAUGGAAAUUGCCUUCAGUUUGUAGAACCCCAGCAUGGUUUUGGAAUCCUUCCUAAUUUGACUUCUGACACAUUGGAGCCUGCCAAGAUGGGUGUUGAGAAUCCCUAUUCCUGUAAUGUAGAUGCAUCAUAUAAGAUCACUGAAACUGAUACAAGGAAACCCCUUGAGAGCUCAUGUAAGAUUGGCUGUGAUCUAUCAUUGCGGUUGGGCCCUCUCUCUUUUACACGCCUAGGUGUUGGAAACAGGAAGCCUCAAGAGGUUGAAGAUGAUGGUUCUGGUAGUUCUCGAGAUGGAGGCAACCAUAGGGAUCAGUCACCCGUGGAUAGAAAGUUAGCAUUAUUUACUGGGGGAAAGGCAUAUGACCCUUUAGACUCCUCUUCAAUUAAAUGCAGUUUUGAGGAUAAAAAUAUAAAUGUAGAAGCAACGAUGAGAAAGCGAAAGGAAGUUUUUAAUCACCCUGAAGAGGAUCAGCAAUUCUGUGGGCUGCCAAAACUUCCAUGUAGUAGUCACUUGACUGGAAGAAUGAGAAAUGCUGAUUAGAUCUUGGUGUAGAAACUUCUACCUGGCAAUCUUGACAGGGUUAGAUUAGUAGAUAUUGAUGAAUUGUUUAUUGCAAGGAUUCAAAAUUUGUAAAAAUGUAAUGUAAGCAAACGACAUUAAGUUCGAAUUAGAUGUAUAUGAUGGACAAGCUAACUGAAUUCGAGGCUUUUUAUUA